AGGUAGGGUAGGACUGGGCCGGUGGGAUACUGGGAAAAAAUCCGGUGGGCCCGGCCGCGGUAUGCAGGAAAAGUUACACAUACAUGAGGGGGAUGCUCUUCGGCUGGGGGGCCCCUGAGCCUGCAGAUCCGACACUGAGUAUAGGCAAGAGGUCAGGGUUUGUUACACUGAAUUUUUGGGCGUUGUGGUUAGGGUUGCCACCUGGCCGGUAAAAGUUAUGGUCGAUCCCAAUGAUAUUAAUUAUAUAGAACCCUAGUUGUAGUCCAUGUAGAUCACGUGACCCCACAGAUGGAAGACCCUCCUUUUUGCACAUGGAUGUAAAGAAGUUUGCCAGACUGAAUGUGAGGCUUGAGAAGGGGCCUGGUGUAAAGCUCAAUAUGUUGCCUAUUUGUGGCACAAUGACUAAUUAAUGAAACUUCACUAAUCCAGUGUGCUGCUGCUGCUGGACUGGAAUCUUUAUAUUGGAUGUUAUCUCUGGCAGUGGGAAAUCAGUGAACACCUGACACUGCAAUGAGGGAUAAAGCUUUGCUGUGUAGCACUAUCUGUGUGUAUAUGGAUAAUGGUCUCCCCCCUUUACAAUAGGUAAAUGAGCUGUUCCUGUCUGUGGUAUUUGUGUGCCCACUGCCUGCUUUCCGUCUGCCACAGAGAAAUAGUGUAGGAGUAGAGAGGGCAGCUCGAACUCAGCCUCCUAUAUGAAUGUCCUUAUUUAGUCAGCCUGUGAGGUGGAGCAGCGCCACUCUGCAUUCCCUCAGCUCAGGAGGAGAGGGGGGAAAAAAAGUCAAUGUUAACUAUCUCCGCUGCCUCAUGCAGUCUCCCUCGGCUAAACACAAGGAUCUGACUCGAAAAGGAGACUUUUCAACCCAAGUGGGACUUUAAAUCCGGAACAAACCAUUCACUGCCGUGGCGGGGGCCAGUGCCAGCAACAUGUUCAUGCACUUACCCAGCAGGGAUACCGUGUGGCAAUGACCCCUCAACAGAAGUCUAAUCUGCACCAGGGACCCAGCAAAGACCCAGGGACUCUCAACCAGGAGGCAGGGAAGAAGAUGAAGGGGUCAGUACAACGCAGGCGCUCCUCUUCCUCGGCCCUCUCUCGAGCCCUGAGCAAGACAAAGCUAAACUCCAGAGAGGUUCCACUGUUUCCUGGUCAUUCUGGCAAUGGACUUCUCCUUGGGGCUUUCUGCAGUCCAAACUCUAUGAUCAUCAUGAAAGAACGGGUGCAGUUAACCAGCGGAUGGCAGACCCAAGAAAGGCAUCUCUACCUCUUCAACGACACCCUCAUUAUUGCAAAAUCAAAGUCUUCAUCCGCCCUGAAGCUGAAGAAGCAAAUCCGUUUGACUGACAUGUGGACAUCUUCUUCCCUCUGUGAAGUCUCUGAAAAAAAAAUUAACUCUGACAACUCCUUUGUUAUUGGGUGGCCCACAACAAACUACAUUGUGACCUUCAGUUCCUCAGAGAUCAAGGAGAAGUGGCUCUCAACACUGGGCUGGCAUAUUAACGAAGCAAAGAAAGAUGAGUACCCGACCAAAGUUCCCAUCAGGGUGCUCUACCUGGAUGUGGAGGAAUUCAGCUCUAACUGCGUUGUUCAUGUGUCCAAUGUGGAUACGGCAGAUACAGUGAUUAAAAUGGCUUCUCAGCUACUUGGAAUUCCGGGCAGACCUGGUGACUACCAUAUGUGGGUAAUGUCAGGAAAAGAAGAUCCUCCUUACCCUCUGAUUGGCCACGAGUAUCCAUACAGUAUCACAAUGAGCAGUCUGCGAGACUCCCUGCAGCAGUCUAGAGGAAGCAACAAUAACAUUUUCUUAGACUUGGGCUCUGAUUCUGUCAUCAUGGACCAUCUCCCCAAAGAGAGACAGUGCCAGUUCAUUUUAAAACUGCAAACCCAAGUUCCCAUGCACCUGACGAGAGAUCCUGUCCAAAAACACUCCAGGAGAAAGAAAUCCCUUAUCGACUGGGCUCUGCGACGCAGCGGCAGUACCCCUUUAAGUAGCCCUUCAUCCCAGUCACCCUCCACGCCCCGAAAACUCUUUGGAUUGUCCCUGUCUUCUGUCUGUCACAAUGGCAACCUGCCCAAACCAAUUAUGGACAUGCUCCUCUUGCUGUAUGAGGAUGGUCCAAAUACCAAGGGAAUCUUCAGGCGCUCCGCCAAUGCCAAGACUUGUAAGGAGCUAAAGGAAAAGUUAAUCUCUGGGGACGUGGUGCAGAUAGAUGGAGAAUCUGUGUUUGUGGCAGCUGCUGUAAUCACGGAUUUUCUGCGCAAUAUACCUGACAGUAUUCUAUCUUCAGACAUGUACGGGCUGUGGAUGGAGGCUACGGAUAUUGAACAGCACAAAUCUAAGAUUGACACAAUAAAAAGGUUAUUGGAGCAGCUGCCCAAAGCCAAUUUUAUUCUGCUGCAGCAUUUGUUUGCUGUUCUGCAUCACAUUGAGAAGAACUCUGAAGAAAAUCAAAUGACCGCUUUUAAUCUUGCUCUUUGCAUUGCGCCCAACAUGUUGUGGCUCCCCAUAGCCAAUGACCCUGAGGAAGAGAGCAGGUCAGCCAAAAAGGUGGCUAUACUGGUUCAGUUCCUGAUUGAAAAUUAUGAAGUUAUCUUUGGACAUGAUGCAGCCUCUUUGUUUAGAAAACCUGAUGAGGAGCAGACAGCAAGCACUGAGGAUUUGACUGGUAUAACCCUGAUGCAUGGGCAGGAUUCAUCUGAUGAACUUGAGUUUGCUUCAUCUGACCUGGACAAGUCCAACUUGAACUUGCUUAAAAAUGUUGAUGGGAUAUUUGAUGAAUCAUUGCUGUUAGAGGAGAAGGAAGACUGGGACCUGUUCAGUGAAAUAACUGCCUGUUACCAAAGCAAAGCCCAGAUGAACAAUUUGGAAUGUUAUAGCAAGGGCCCAUUUGGGUGCCUAGAUUCUGCCUGCCGCCUCAGUCCUGCUCGAGACAGGUGUUCCUCUGAACCGAGCGUUUGUCUGAGUUCCAGGAUUUCUGUCCAAGAACAUGAGGCGGUUGCCCGACAGUCAAGCUGUGAUGCCACAAUUAUGCACAAUCACAUUGACUAUAUUAAUCAGCUAAAGCAACUGCAUUUGGAGAACCAGAAGUUUAAAGGUAAAGAACUAAGUACCAAUAUGAACAAAUCCUCACACCCCUACUGGAGAUCUCCACAAGCCAACAAAAGAACAGAGAAAAAAAGUCCACAAAAGUCAGACCCUUCCAGCAGGUCAAGCUUUUCAAGUCUUUCUUCUACCACCACUUCUCCAUCAGCCACCUCACUGAGUUCUCUCGACAGUGCUUUCUCCUACUGCUCAGAGUCUUCUGUCUUCAGCCCCAGUGAGGCCUCCUCACUACCAUUCAUGUUUGGGACAUCAGCCAGGCUACUCACCCUUUCUCCAGAAAUUUCAACUAAGAAGCUGAAGGAAUGGCAUUUGCCUCUAUCCACACUACUGGGAGGAGACUCCUUUGAACUAGAAUCAAAUGAUGAACAGGCGGUGCCUACAAUGAAAUACAGUGCACAAAAUCAGGGGGCAGAAACUAAAGUUACAAUUCAGAAACCGAAAGAGAACAUUUGGGAUAGUAUUUGUGAGAACAAGGAAGUUGAUGCCCUGCAGUGUCCUAGACAAGCCAAGAGUAGUUGCACUAUAUUGCCUGAUUCCAGUUGUGAACCUAGGUCUACAGAAACUAGUCUGGAGAAUGGUCACUGUGUGCGCAGAGAAACAUCUAUAAAACACAUUGAGAUCAAGAGGUCAGAGACUUCUUCUGAUGAAAACAUAAAGCGCACAAAAAUUACUUUAUUCAUGUCUCAGAAUGUAAAUCAAGUGGAAAAUGUGGCUGAGCAACAUUCAGAUACAGAAUCUGAGGGCACUUUUUCCCAAACCACGAAGGUCCACAUACCCCAGACAGUAUUUUAUGGUCAGAACACCCCACUGGUUCUCCAUUCGGUUUCUAGAAGGCAACAUUCUGGAGUGCAAAAACCUCACUGGCAAACCCAGCUUAAACAUGUACUGAGGCGGUCUCCCACAAAGGACAUGCAAACUGAAAAUCCAGUUGAAAACGGGACCAGUCCUACAGAUAAUCAGGACAAAGAAAGAGAAAGCACAGAGGAGAAUAAAACAGAAGAGACUGUUAAAGAUGCAGCACUUAAUAAGAGCCACAAGGCCAUAGCUUCUUUCAGCCAUAGCAUACGCAUUAUACUGCCUUCUUCUGUAAGGAACACUGUAAAAGAGUACUUCAGACACAGCGAGUCUAGAUCUUCCAGCACUUCUCAAGCAGAAGUCAGGGAGGAUGAACUCACCGGGAACACAAUGGAGAGAAAGAACCUGCAGGGGCCAGACAAUGACAAUGUAGCCAAGGGCCACAGCUGUGUUGCUGGAGAAACCUUUGUGUAAAGCAGGUUGUGGACAUGUUCCCAGAGAAAGUCGUGUAAAAAGUCUGAGAUAUGAAGAAUUAGAUGUAAAGAAAUUGCAGGAAAUAUGUGCAACAAGGGAUAUAUUUUUUAAAUAUUUUCUUUGGAAAAUUGAAUGUUCAUUUUUAUUAUGCUUUGCUUUUCCUGAAAGCUCCUAUUUAUGUUUCGCACACUCCCAAAAAAAAACCAAGCUCCACGCUGACAGAAGCCUCCAUAUGUUUGAUGUUCCUCAGGUUUAUAUACAACUACAUUCUGCUAAUUAUUCACCCCAGCCAAUUCAUCUGCCUAAUGUACAAAUGCUGCAUAAUCAAAUCCGAAAUUCCUGAAAAUCGUAGCCCCUUUUCCAAAAACUCAAAAUGAAAUUAUGCAAAAUACCAUUUUUAGAAAUGUCAAAAUCAAAUGUUUUAAAUUUUGCUCAGACUUACCACAGCAUUCCUUUCAAUGAAAAGAUACUAAAAAUGGAGUUUGUAGUUUGCUUGGGAUUAUAUUGCCAAUCUAGAAAUUUUCCUAGACCAAAACCAGGACAAGCAGCCAUGUCUCUAAGGGCAAAGCUACUCUAUUUGUCUGAUGGACUGAAGCAGAUUUGCACCUUACGUGUGAUGCCAAGGAAAGUGAAUGUAUUGUUGGCGUGUAUUGGGAUAAAAGUGGAUGAGGGUGUGUGUAUGUGUUUAAAUGGGAAAGAGAGAGCAGUGAAGAUGUUUAUAAAAGGUUUUGGAGUGAGAGUUAUUAUUUUACACCAGGGCAAAGUAAGUGGAUGUUGCAAUUUUCUAGUAGGUGCCCCUGGCAGUGGGUCCACAACAGUGAAAAUGCAUCUUUUAGCCUCCAUACAUGAUAACAGAGGCAUGCUUGGAGUGCCAUUUCCCAGUAGAAUAAGUAUUCCUGCAAAAGUUUGAGCACUGGUGGCUGCAGGGCUGGUUUUAAAGUUGGGCAGAGGAGACAGAGCUCUGGGUGCUUUUGCUAAACUGUAACUUCCAUCAACAGCCACAUGGAUGGCUGCGUGCUCUAAUGGCUGUAGGUGGACCACAACUUCCACAAUCCUCAGGCAUUGAGAGGUUGAGUGAGAAUAAUGGAAGCAGUAGCCGGGGCAGCUGAAAGCUGCACACCCACAUAUUCUAGCCUGUUGAAGCAAUGUGCUAAGCAAGUGCCGUGAAAGGCGGGGAACAUGCUAUUUAUGGGAAUUGUCUUUUCUUUUGGGCUUUCAGCGCCGAGCCUGCUAAACGUAUUAUUUGCAUUCCUGUAGCUUUAAGUUAUUUUAUCAAUAAACCCUUAUACCGUGCUCUGCACAUGUUACACGUUUUAUGUUCUUAAUCGCCAAGAACGGCAGGCAUUUUUAGCAAAGGUCUUUAGCAAAAUGUACCUUUCUUAAGUUAUUUGUGUAAAAGAGUCCAAUCUCAGCGUCAGACUUUUAAGCAUUUUGGCUGGUUUUAUCAAAUCUUGUGUUAUGAGUGUCUUUGUCUUACAGGGAAGGAAUGAGCAAAUAAUGAGAAUAAUAACACUUGGGAUGUAUGAGAUUUGUAUCUUGCCCAGUUUCUCCCAUUGUUAAUCACGUGGAGAUGCUGCAUAUGCAGGCUGAAUAAGGGUGCAAGUUUGAGCUACACUGGGUGCUGUGCUUUUCUGGAAGUGAUACAGACAUCUGCUGCACGAGCUGUAAGGAUUAUUGAUCCCUUUGGGCCCAUGCAAACACACAACCUGUCUGCGCUGUAUGGGACACAGGGAACGAAUAAUAUUGAGUUCUGGAAUACAGCCCAGAAAGCCCAGCCCAAGCUGCACGUGAAUAGUGACCUAUAAAGUGAGCUCACCCUGUGUCUGACCAGCAGCAAAUGCAGACUCCUUUUUGUCUCCCUAAUAAUAAAUAGAGAGAACUGGUGUGAAAACUGACAGGUCUGCUUUUCUUUUCAUGUUCUUCACUGUCGUUUCCACUAACCCCCAGGGGUGGAUAAUAAACACAACAGAAUACAGGCUUCUCUAGCAAUGAAGGAUUUAGGAGCCCAGCUAUUCCCUAAAAUAACCCUGUCCAAUCUGUUUGCUAUAGGUCCUGAUACUAUUAUGAACAGCAAAUUAAGAGCAGGAGGCCGAUGUUAAACAUUACAGUAAUUUGGGUUUAUUUGUAACCCUAUAUCCUGUUUUUCAAUGGAGAACCUAAUAAGAAACAUAUAUAUGUGAGAUAAGUGAUAUAUUGAGCCUAUGAAGAGCUACAGCUUUUUGAUAUACUUUUCCCUGAGCCCUUCUGACUUCCUAUCCCCUUGGGGGCCAUAGAACUAGCUUUAUUUAUGCUUCUAAUACCCAAGAAAAUUAUUUUGAGACUGUUUGAAACUGCUUUGUUCUGCUCAUGAGGCUUUAAAAACCUGACACUGGCAGUUCUCUCUGAAUUACCUUUCCAGUUGUUCGAUGUAGGUAAUGGCACUUGGCCAGAUUUACAAUGUUAAUUAAUUAGGCUUAAGGUAAUAAUCAGAUGAUUUCUCAGAAGUCAAUAGGGCCAAAAGUGAAAGUGGCCACUGACAUUAAAGAUUUUUUGGACAAUUUUCAUGCGAUUCGACAAUCCUGUCAAAUUAUCGUAAGGUUAGUGGAAACUGAGCAAUCGUGUAUUUAAUGAUUUUUGGUCAGAAAAUCGAUUGAUCAGGUUAGAAAAUUUUCAUUAUUAACACUGAAAUGUAUCCAUUGUCCAAUUAUUUGCAGGGCCAAGCAGGCAGAUACCCACAGUUUCCUAGCCUCAAAUAGAUGAUAUAUCUGGAAAUGUUGUUGAUGGACAAAUUGUGCAUUUAACCGAUUGUUUAAGGUCUUACGAUAACUAAAAUAUCUUUUAAAAAUCUUAACAUUUAUGUCCACCUUAUGAGCAAUGUCAUGCCCAGAUUCUCUAUUGUGUAUAACCGAUUUCCCAGUGGUGUUAAAUGCAAAAUCAACCUCCCUCCUGCAUCAAUAGAUGGGAAUGAAAUAAAUAUAAGGUGAUGCCCUGUAAUCGUUUAAUUCUGGUUGGGAUCAUCAAUACUGCGAUGCUAUGGAAGGCUUCUUUCAUGAAACACAUAGGACUUUGUUUUGUUUCACACAAUUCAAAAGUUUGUUGUUUUUUUUCACAGACCAAGGUGUAAUUUGCCUUUAAAAAUGUGGGACACGUGCUGUCCCCAUCUUCUGUCUCACCAUUUGGUUGUAAUUAUUCCAAUAAAGCCAAGAUGAAUUGAGAAA
Messenger RNA from Xenopus laevis (African clawed frog), 7564 nucleotides. It is a transcript of the gene arhgap20b.L, whose product is annotated as rho GTPase-activating protein 20. The record is from RefSeq and is a predicted model, not a curated record. Gene Ontology annotation, biological process: regulation of Rho protein signal transduction; signal transduction. Gene Ontology annotation, molecular function: GTPase activator activity. The transcript is spliced from 15 exons. Bases 963 to 4367 code for a protein of 1134 amino acids. Lineage: Eukaryota; Metazoa; Chordata; Amphibia; Anura; Pipidae.